CAGGAGGGGGCAGGGCAGGGCCAUGGCGGGGGGAGAGCAGCCGGCCCAGGGCUCGGGCGCUGGGAUCUGGAGCUGGGAGAGGAACCAGCUCUGUCCCUGUCCAGCUCCGCCCCUCUCCGGCCGUGUCCAGCUCCGUCCCUGUCCAGCUCCAUCCGUGUCCGGCCGUGUCCAGCUCCGUCCCUCUCCGUCCCUGUCCAGCUCCAUCCCUGUCCAGCUCCGUCCCGGUCCGGCUCCGUCCCUCUCCGGCCGUGUCCAUCUCCGUCCUGUCCGGCCAUGUCCUUCGUGGAGCUGCUGGCCCGCCUGGGCGGCAUGGGCCGGUUCCAGGUGACCUACGUGGCGGCGCUGGCCGUGCCGCUGCUGAUGCUGGCCAGCCACAACCUGCUGCAGAACUUCACCGCCGGCGUCCCCGAGCACCACUGCCGGCCCCGGCCCGUGGCCAACGCCACCGCGGCCACCGCGGCCACCGGGGCCACCGCGGCCACCGGAGCCCCCGCGCCGCUGGCCGUGUCCAUCCCCCGCGAUGACCGGGGCCGGCCCCAGCGCUGCCGGCGCUUCGUGCAGCCCCAGUGGCACCUGCUGGACGCCAACGGCUCGCUGGCCAACGGCACGGCCGGCGGGGCGGCCACCGAGCCGUGCCACGACGGCUGGACCUACCUGGAGGGCACCUUCAGGGACACCAUCGUCAGCGAGUGGGACCUGGUGUGUGACUCCAAGAAGCUGCGGCAGGUGGCCCAGUCCAUCUACAUGGCCGGGAUCCUGCUGGGCUCCGGCCUCAUCGGGGUCCUGUCCGACAAGUUCGGGCGCCGCGCGCUGCUCACCUGGUGCUACCUGCAGCUGGGCGCGCUGGGCGUGGGCACGGCCGCCGCCCCCUCCCUGCCCGUGUACUGCGCCUGCCGCUUCCUCACCGGGCUGGCCAUGGCCGGCGUGUCCCUCAACUCCGCCUCCCUCUGCAUGGAGUGGAUCCCCACGGGGGCCCGGGCCGUGGUGGGCACCAUCAAUGGUUACUGCUACACCCUGGGCCAGUUCGUGCUGGCGGCCGCGGCGUUCGCGCUCCCGCACUGGCGGCAGCUGCAGCUCGCCGUGUCCCUGCCCUUCUUCGUCUUCUUCCUCUACUCCUGGCUGUACGUGGAGUCCGCGCGCUGGCAGGUGACCGCGGGCCGGCCGGACCUGGCGCUGCGGGGGCUCCGCAAGGUCGCGCGGGUGAACGGCAGGAAGGAGGAGGGGGACAAGCUCAGCGAGGAGGCGCUGCGGGCUCUGGCGCUCCGGGAGCCGCCGCUGCCGGGCGGGGCCGUGGCCGCGCUGGUCCGGACCCCCGGCAUGAGGACGGUGUCGUGCGGGGUCUCCUUCGUCUGGUUCUCCACCAGCUUCGCCUAUUACGGGCUGGCCAUGGACCUGCAGGGCUUUGGGUUCAACGUGUACCUGAGCCAGGUGGUGUUCGGGGCCGUGGACAUCCCGGCCAAGCUCCUCUCCGUGCUCGUCAUCUCCGCGCUCGGGCGGCGCCUGGCGCAGGGCGGGGCCCUGGCGCUCGCCGGGCUCUGCAUCCUCGCCAACAUCUUCGUGCCCGGCGAGCUGCCCGCGCUCCGCAUGGCUUUCGCCGUCAUCGGCAAAGGCGCCUUGGCCGCCUCCUUCAACUGCGCCUACAUCUUCACCGGGGAGCUCUUCCCCACCGUCAUCAGGCAGACGGGGAUGGGGCUGGGGGGCACCAUGGCCCGCGUGGGGGGGAUGGUGGCGCCCCUGGUUCGCCUCACGGCCGACGUGGCGCCGGCGCUGCCGCUCGUCAUCUACGGCGCCGCGCCCAUCGUGUCGGCGCUCGCCACGGCCGCGCUGCCCGAGACCCGGCACGCCGCGCUGCCCGAGACCGUGCGCGACGUCGAGAGGAGGGCGGGGCACCUCGAGGACGACGCCGUCGCCGUCCCCCUGAGCAGCACCAAGAGCAAGGACGGAGCCUGAGGGGGGUCGGGACCCCCCGGGGGGAAUUUGGGGCCCCCCUGGAGCCCCCCCAGCCCCUCCCCCCCAGAUUCAAUUAUUUAUUGAAUCCAAAUAAUUAAAUAAAUCAAUCCAAUUAUUUAUCCAAUCCCAAAUAAAACCUGGUGGGAAUUUUGGGAUUUCGGUCUGGGGGUGUCCCCACCCCCCCCCCCCAAAAAAGGGCUGAGCCAUGGGGGAUCCCCCCUCCCCCUCCCCCACCCCCCCGAGCUCGUUAAUUACAAAUUACAAACGAACUUUAAUUGC
Messenger RNA from Oenanthe melanoleuca, 2229 nucleotides. RefSeq names its product solute carrier family 22 member 6-like. Gene Ontology annotation, molecular function: transmembrane transporter activity. The coding region runs from base 274 to 1950 and encodes 558 amino acids. The transcript has 11 exons. Lineage: Eukaryota; Metazoa; Chordata; Aves; Passeriformes; Muscicapidae. The record is from RefSeq and is a predicted model, not a curated record. Gene Ontology annotation, cellular component: membrane. Gene Ontology annotation, biological process: transmembrane transport.